Messenger RNA from Physella acuta, 1004 nucleotides. RefSeq names its product proteasome assembly chaperone 2. Lineage: Eukaryota; Metazoa; Mollusca; Gastropoda; Physidae. Gene Ontology annotation, cellular component: nucleus; cytosol. The record is from RefSeq and is a predicted model, not a curated record. Gene Ontology annotation, biological process: proteasome assembly.
GGCCUAAUAAUUAGAUCUACCUUCAGGUAACAAAGAGCUCUGUCACUAUUACAAACAAAUUUGUGGCUGUUUUUUUACCCAGGAUUUUGGAGUCUAGAUCUAGAUAGAAAUCUAGAAUUUAGCAUCAUUUAAAAUGUUUAUCCGCAAGUCAAAAAACUUAAAUAGCUGGCAAAAGUAUACUCUUAUUCUGCCUACAGUUUCAGUGGGAAAUGUAGGUCAGCUGUCGGCUGAUCUUAUUGUGUCUACACUGUCUAUGGAGCGUGUAGGUUAUAUUUUACACCCUAGUCUACUACCCUGUGUUGGCAACAAUCCUUACGCCCCAGAAAACUCUACAUCAUGCCAGAUAACAACCUGCUGUGAAGUUUAUGAAAGUGAAGAAUCAAGGCUGGUAGUUGUACAACAGAGAGCCCCAUUCAUAAAGGGUAGAAGAAAAGAAUAUGUGGAGUGGCUGACCAACUGGAUCAAAGAGCAACAGUUCCAUCAAGUUGUCAUCCUGACCAGUAGUUUUGCUCAUGAGAGAUUAGACCACCAGUUGACAGGUUCUCCCUUCCGAAUACUCCAGUCCCCUAAGACAGAAGAGCGCUGUGGGGCGUUGUUAAAGAGUGACCUAGGCUGGAAAGAACUUGAGCUCAGACACUCGUUUCCUGCUCCCAGCUCCAAUCAACGUGACUCUAGUGACGGGGAUACAAAACUUUUAUACAUGCCUGGCUCAGGGAUCUCUAAACAUCUGUUUGAGAGCUGUCAGGAAUUGCCUGUAUUAGUGUUGUUGAUGUUUGUUUCUGAGGGGGACAAUGCACAAGAUGCUAUAAACAUGACAGACCAUCUGAACAAAUGGCUGGGAUUUGUUAAGAGUGAGAAAAAAGAUCAACUAUGGAAUGUGCCAACAUCUUGGAGUCUUGUCUUUGGAAGCACCUUUGACCCAAAACUGUUCCAAUGAUUUGUUGUUGCUAUUGUUUUUUAUUUUUUGAAAUGAUUAAAAUAUGAACAAUAUUGUUGAUGCAAUA